AUGCUCGAGCUUGGUGGCUCGGCGUCCGAAGAGAGGCUCGAGGCCUCGGGCUCACCCUCGCCUGACGCUGCCGAGGUGUAUGUAGGCGUCGGCUCGCCUCUCGACCGGCGGCGGCGGCGGGUGCUGUCUGGCGGCGGGAGCAUGCCGUUGGCAGCGAUGCCUGCAGCUAGCGGUAGUGGGCUGAGCGCAGACUCGCUCUCGCCGCAGCCCGAGCCUUACGGGCUCGCACUCUCGCCGCAGCCCGAGCCGUACGGGCUCGCACUCUCGCCGUCGGGCGGCUCGCUCUCGCCGUCGGGCGGCGAGCUGGAGGCGGGCACGCCUGUUGCGCUGCCGGGCCUCGGCGACCACCGUGGUACGCCCGGCGAGAGUCUCCUCUUCCUCCCGCCCGGAGAUGACGAGUUGCUCCUGGUGAGGCCCGAGAUCAUGGUUGCGCAGGUGAGUGGUGCCGCUGAUGGUACGCUUGCACCUACCCCGGCCAGCACCGGGUUCAAGCCGUGGUACAUCAUCAACCCGAAGUCGCUCACCCGGCGCUGCAUCGACAUUGUCAUUGUCGUCAUCCUCGUCUACAACGUGCUGGUCACGCCGUUUCGCGUAUGCUUUGCCCUCAAUGCCCCGAUCUGGCUCUUUGUUGUCGAGUCGGUCAUGGACUUUGUGUUUGUGGUCGACGUCGUCGCCAACUUUGUCACCGCUGUUCUCGACGACUCGGUCACACCACCGUACCUCAUCACCAACGUCGACGUCAUUGCCAAGCGCUACAUCAAGACCUGGUUCGCCAUCGACGCCAUCUCCUCUAUCCCGUUUGACUUGCUCAUGUUCAUUUUUGUCUCGCCAUCCAACUCGGAUCGUGACGUGUGGCGCCUCUCCAAGACCGUGCGCACGCUCAAGCUCAUUCGUCUCCUCCGCCUCCUCCGUCUUGUCCGCAUCUCGCGGGUCAUCCGCAAGUGGCGCUUCCGGUUCAACCUCAACUCGGCCUACCUGCGUCUGCUCAAGCUCCUCAUCGCCAUGCUCGUCUUUGCCCACCUCGCGGCGUGCUUCUGGUUUUACGUCGCCACCUCGCAAGGCGCGUCGGCAAGAACCUGGGUCGACGACGCAGGCCUGCGGCACGCCUCGACCGCAGCUCAGUACAUCGGCUCGCUCUACUGGGCCAUCAUGACCGUGACCGGGCUUGGCUACGGCGACAUUGUGCCGACCAACUCGGAGGAGCGCGUCUUUAUCAUCUUUGCCAUGUUCCUCGGCAUUUCGCUCUUCUCAUACUCGGUCGGUGCCAUGUCGCAGCUCGUCCACAGGCUCGAGUCCUCGCCGCUCAACGACCGCCUCGACUCGGUCAAUGCGUACAUGAAGUACCGCUCGUUGCCCAAAAGUAUCCAGGACGACAUCCGAGAACACUACUACCGAACCUGGGAGUCGCGGCAAGCCGCCCACGAUGAAAAGACCAUUCUCACCGAGCUCUCGGCCCGCCUCCGCAACACCGUCUCGCUCUACGUCAAAGAGCAUGAGAUGGCUUCCAACGCGUUCUUCCACGGCGUCUCGCCGAGUUUUGUCGCUGAGACGCUGCUGCGCAUGACAACCUCGGCUGCGUCGGCCGGCGACGUCAUUCUCCGCGAAGGUUACACCGGCUCGGAGCUCUUCCUCAUCUACUCGGGCGUGGUCCAAGUCACCAACGCCGAUCACUCUCUCCUUUUUGCCACCCUCUCGUCGGGCUCGUUUUUUGGCGAGAUGGCGCUCUUUCGCCCCGACCACGCCCGGUCGGCCACGGUCACAGCCGCCUCGGCCGUCCGCCUCGGCGUCAUCUCCCUCAACGACCUCAUUGAGGUCCUUUCGCUCCAUCCGGAGGACAUCGACUCGUGGGCAGUCUUGCGCAUUGCCCAUCAGCGCGCCAAGCACCUCAACGCCGCCGUCGAGGCCUACACCUGCUGCUGGGAGGCUAAUCCGCUAUUCAAGGACACCUCAGACCACACCAUCAAGAUUUCUGUCGAGAACUUGUUUGUCCGCUCAGACAUCAACUGGUGGCAAACAUACCGCUCCAACCAGAGCGUCGACCAGCAGCUCUUGGCCUCGCUCGCCGCGCGCAACAGCGGGUCCAAGUCGGACGACGGCCGCGAUCAGGCCAAUCUGUCGCGUUCGCGUUCGCGCUCGCGCUCACCGCACGCACGCCAGGAAUCGCACACCGGCCUCUUGGCCUCGCGCGCUUUUGUCCGCCGCCAGUCGCUGGUGACGGGCAGUGUGAUGAGCCCGCCGCCGCGCCCGCCUCGCCUCCGUGUCUCCACUGCCCACCAACUUGGCGGCCUGCCCGAACUCUCACCGCCGAGCUCUCCGGUUCAAGACUCGGUGCCCAGCACACUCACCAUUUACGCACGGCGCUCCGAUGGGCCGCCCGGCACGGCAACGGUGGUCCCCAUCGACUUGCCGGCGUGGAGUUUCGCCACCAGCAAGUACGACAUGCUCCUCAGGUCGGCCGCGCUCGCGCUCGGCAUUGAUCCCGUCAACGUCCUUGCCGUUUGGUUCAUUCCCGCCGAUCGCCCAGCGCUCAAGAUCGAGCUCUCCACCGAGGGCCAGCUCCGCCAACUGCUGGCAUCGCUCAGUGGUACUACCUCGAUUCUUGUCGAGCUCAAGGUCUGGAGCUCGGUGGCUGCCCGCGAACGCGCCUCCUCGCGGGUCGUCGGCUUUGUCCCUUCCCCGACAAUCACCCCGUCGUCGUCGUCGAUGUCAGCUGCCGACGACUCGCUGUCGGAUGUAGAGUACUCGGCAGACAGCGACUCGGCUCCGUCCGCCGUUGCUGUUUCGCCGGCCGAUCUCGCCUUGUCUGAUGCCGCCUCUGAGUGGUCCUCCUUCCCCGCAUCGCGCUCCGAGUCGAGCGCGUCGUCAGGGUACGACGACCAGCCCCGUUCGCCGGCGCCCGCCUCCCCCGCCCCGCCCUCGGUCCCGCCGUCGCCCCUCAUCCAGCGGAUGAAGAACCUCAACUCGUCCAUCGUCACCCUCUCGCAGCACCGGUCGACCCGAGUGGGCGGGCGGCUGCCGGUGGCCGGCCGCACCUCACCCAUGGACAGCGACAGUUACACGCCGUGCAAGGCGCUCUUGCUGCUCCGGCAGGGCGUGUUCGCAGUCCGCCCGGUGCCGCAGCUGCUGGCAGAAGUCGAGGCGGAGGCAGGCGCCGAGUGGGCACUCGCGCUGAGCGAGCCCGCGGCGCUGGCGUGGAUGGCCGACAACCUGGUGACGGCGGCGCUGGUGACGGAGCGCGCACCGGCAUCGGCGCGGUACCGGCGGCUACUGCUCAAGCGGCUGGUGGGUGCCAUUGAAGGCGCGGGCUCAGUGGUGCCGGAUGCGCUGAUGAUGGCCUUUGUCGAGGCGACCAUGGCACCGCGCGGCGACGACGACUACGGCGAGGCCUUCCACCGGCUCUUCCUGCGCAACCCGGGCGGCCCGCCAUACACCACCGCCGAUCUGGUCCUGGGCUCCUCGGUCGUUGCCGUCACUGUCUCGUCGUCGUACGGCGAGGGUGUCGGCAUGGCUCUCUGGCCGUCGGGCGUCGUCCUCGCCCGCUAUCUCGACGCCGUCCCGCUAGACCCACCCCCGGCCUCAGUCCUUGAGCUCGGCGCUGGCGUCGGCCUCACGGGCCUCUUCCUUCGCAACGCUCUAGCGGCCGAGACUCGACUUGUUCUCACCGAUGGCGUGCCACCGGUCCUUGAUCGGCUGCGCGAGAACGUGGCCCUCAACGGGAUGGCCGGCACCGUUGACUGCGCGCUCCUCGACUGGAGCGACGCCGCCACGCCUGCCGGCGCCGGCGCUAUGGUCUCCGAGUUUGGCCAGCACGCCGACGUCCUCAUCGCUGCAGACUGCGUCUACGACCCGACCAUUGUCGACCCGUUCGUCGCUGUCCUCGCUGCCUUUCUUGUCGACGGGCUGUCGCAGUACGCCCUCAUUGCCUCGACCAUGCGCCAGCCUGAGACCUACGCCCUAUUUACUGCGGCGGCUGCUGCCGCAGGCCUCAUCCUCACCGACCUCCCACUCGAUCCGGUCGCCUCGGCUAUCGAACCCGGCCACACGGUAGUGCUCACGCGAGUCACUAGCGCCUGA
This is a messenger RNA of Thecamonas trahens ATCC 50062, 4074 nucleotides long. RefSeq lists its product as uncharacterized. Bases 1 to 4074 code for a protein of 1357 amino acids. Gene Ontology annotation, molecular function: voltage-gated potassium channel activity. NCBI's taxonomy places the organism in Eukaryota, Apusomonadida, Apusomonadidae. The record is from RefSeq and is a predicted model, not a curated record. Gene Ontology annotation, biological process: regulation of membrane potential; potassium ion transmembrane transport. The transcript is spliced from 2 exons. Gene Ontology annotation, cellular component: membrane.